Messenger RNA from Trichobilharzia regenti, 764 nucleotides. The record is from the annotation of a GenBank genome assembly. Lineage: Eukaryota; Metazoa; Platyhelminthes; Trematoda; Strigeidida; Schistosomatidae.
UAAUAUGGGCCGUGAGAAGAUAUGAACAAGGCUGAUUUAACAACCAAUCACAGCAAAGUUAACGUGGCAAAAUAUGAUUCGCAGAUAUAGAACUCUAUUUGUCAAGGAAUCCCGAAACAACCAAUCAGAAGCCUGCGUUUGUCUGCCUAACUUCUGAUAAACAACCAAUCAGAUGACUGCGCUUGUCUAUAAUAAUGUAUGUGAAAUAUGUAUAAAUACGUGUUGAUUUUCAUAAUAAAACGAUCUGUUGCCUGGCCCUUGUCUUCUGUUGUUACAUUUGGUGUCGCUGCCUACCGGCAAAUGGAAAGCCUAUGCCCUGCUGUUUUUGAUGGAGACAUAUGGAUCUUCGGCAGGACUUCAAGGCUUCUGCGCAGUUGAGUGGCGUUCAAGAUCUGUCAGCGAUGGAGCUGCUACUUGGGACGCUGCUGGGAGGUCGGGCGAAAGCAGCAUAUGAAAGUGUGAGCCGAAAUACCGAUGAAUGUUCGACAGGGUCAGGCAAACGGUUUCCAAAGUGGGAAGGACCGUACACAAUUACAAAAAGACGGGGUCAAGUAUAUACCAUCCGAAGAGGUGAUAAACAGAAACGAGUUAACGCCAGUCAGCUCCAAAGAUGGGUACAGUGGGACAAGCCUAUCAGUAACAAUCCUCAACUAGGGGAUGUAGCACCCAGAAGGUCGGAACGUCUGCGCACAAAGCUAUUUGACGUGGGGACGAGUGUGGUGAGAGCAGGCUGCUAGCCAAUUGGUUGACACUAAUCUACGUUA